CGCCARGCAGGAAGAACGAAAGCACUGGUGCAMAGGAGAAUCGAAAGCUUUUCUACCAUGGUUUUGUCGACGUCUCAGGUAACUCUGAAAUCAUCGCAGCUCAGGGCCGUAUAUCGGAUGCUUGCAUUCAACGAAGACAUUGAUGCUCUCGAGGACGAAUUUUCAUUGCCACCCGCUGGUUCUUCCCACAAUCAAUGGAAAAUAUUGAUUUACGACCAAGAGUGUCGAAGCAUUAUUUCUCCGCUGCUCAGCGUGAGUCAACUCCGCCGUCGCGGGGUCACUCUCCAUCUGUUGCUGAAUUCCGAACGAGAGCCGAUUCCGGAUGUGCCCGCAGUAUACUUUUGCCGACCGACCAAAGAAAAUCUAUCUAUUAUUGCGCAAGAUUGUGCCAAGAARCUCUAUGGGAGAUCCCACUUGAAUUUUGUGACGAAACUAGACAGGACGCUGAUGGAGGAUUUUGCUAAACUCGUCGUACAAUCCGGCACGUUAGACACCAUCGCGGGUGUUCACGAUCAGUACUUGGAUUUUGUUUGCCUGGAACAAAAACUUUUCAGUCUAGCCAAGAAAGAUUCGUAUGCGCUGUACAAUGGAUCGGGCGUGAACGAACAAAUGAUUGAAGAAGCCAUGAAUGAAAUCGCCUAUGGCCUGUUCAGUGUAGUUGCGACGCAGGGAAAAGUSCCAAUCAUACGGUGUCCAAGGGUAAGUGGAAAAGGGAAUAGAACCCUGAAGGAGCGGAUAAAUACCGUAAAGACAGUACAUUCCGUCGCUAAYACGACAUUCUUUUUCAUUGAUUUUCUCCGUGAAUGACGGUAUUCAAAUAUUCCCUCGUACAACUCUCGGAUGCUGCACUCAUGGAAUGGAAAAAAAUCGUCGUUACUGGUUUCAGGGAGGUGCCCCCGAGAUGGUGGCUCGCAAAUUAAAUCGCAUGAUUGCCGAACAUCCAACUUUGUUGAGAAAUAAGUCGAGUGGCCUUCACAGACCCCUGCUGGUUGUUCUUGAUCGCAACACCGAUCUGAUUACUCCAAUCCAGCACACAUCGACGUACCAGGCUUUGAUUGAUGACAUGCUGAAACACAAGGCCAACAGAGUGGAAUUCGACGUCAYAACCGAUACUAUGGCAAAACGCCCCAAGACAGUUCAAAAGAAGUUUGAUUUGGAUCCCGAUCAAGAYCCGUUCUACAGUCGCCACAAAUUCCACCCGUUUCCGGAGGCUAUUGAAAGUAACGGAGUAGAUCUGCAAGAAGUGACCGCUAAAGAACAAUCCAUCCGCAGCAAGGCUACAGGAAAUGAAAUACCGGACCCAUCGUCCUCUGCAAGCGAUCUGGCCACUGCUGUCGAUUCCCUGCCAGCACUUUUGGAGCGCAAGAAGCAGCUCGAGGUUCACACCAGUAUUUUGCAGGCCGUAAUGAACCAAGUGGCAGCACGAGAUGUCCCGCAAUUCUUUGAACUAGAGACAUCCUUGGCAACGGGCUCUUACAAAAACGACCCAAACCGUGCCAAAAACGAAGUUAUGGAGCUAGUAGCAGAUCCGAGUAAGGGAAAUAUCGAUGAUAAAUUGCGAUUAAUCGU
This is a messenger RNA of Pseudo-nitzschia multistriata, 1569 nucleotides long. NCBI's taxonomy places the organism in Eukaryota, Bacillariophyta, Bacillariophyceae, Bacillariales, Bacillariaceae. The record is from the annotation of a GenBank genome assembly.